This is a messenger RNA of Drosophila ficusphila, 2839 nucleotides long. RefSeq lists its product as uncharacterized. NCBI's taxonomy places the organism in Eukaryota, Metazoa, Arthropoda, Insecta, Diptera, Drosophilidae. The transcript has 5 exons. The record is from RefSeq and is a predicted model, not a curated record. Gene Ontology annotation, biological process: monocarboxylic acid transport; transmembrane transport. Gene Ontology annotation, molecular function: monocarboxylic acid transmembrane transporter activity. Bases 378 to 2345 code for a protein of 655 amino acids.
CGCGUAACAGUAAACACACCAACGGACGAACAGAAAGAGAGAGCUGAGUGUCCAAGUGCCCAGUGCCAAGUUCCAUUCAAACCAAAGAACGAAACUCCCACGAGCAGCUAACAGCGAACAGUUCUUGUUUGCUAACACCAAUACAAAUAUUGAGCUGGUCGAAACAGCUGAGCAACAGCGUCGUGUUUUUUUUUGUUCUUCGUCACUCACUGUUAACGGUCGCGUUUUGUGUUGUACUGUUUUUUUUUUACUGUGUAUUUGUAUGCUCUGUAGGCAGCAACCCUGCAUAAGAAAGUGUUAAAAUUAGCAGAUCAUCAAGUAAUCUGCCAGCCUGUAUAAUAAGCCUGCCCAGAAGUCCCUGAUCAAAUCGCGCCACAAUGGAGAAAUCCAGCUUAACAGAGAAGAAUCGCACAAACGUGUACAAUGAGACGACGAAGCCAAAGAAGCCGAAGCGUCGGGACAAGAGCGAUCUGGGACCCGAUUUUGUGGCGCCCGACGGGGGAUGGGGCUGGGUGGUUUGCCUGGCGGCGGGUUUUAAUAACUUCUUCCUUUUCCCGGCACUGCAGCAAUAUGGCCUGAUUUACAGAGGGCGAAUGAAAGACUUGGGCUUCGAUGCCAAGCAAACCACGACCAUUGUGAACGUGGUGAUGGCGGUCUCGUCGCUAGUGGGCAUCGUCAAUGGAGCCAUGUUCCGUAGGUUCACAUUCCGCCAGGUGGCUCUGACCGGCACCAUUUUGGGCUUCGUGGGCAUCUUCAUGUCGGCCUUUUGCACCACCUUUUGGCAGUACAUCGUCUGCCUGUCGGCUGUCUAUGGCAUCGGCUUGGGAUUGGCCAUGGCUGCCACUUCGCUGGCGGUCAACACCUACUUCAAAGCGAAGCGUCGUCGUGCCACGGGAUUCUCGUGGACGAUCACUGGCCUUGGACCCAUAUUCUUUCCCCAUGUUUCCAACUUCUUGCUGGACUUCUAUGGCGCCCAGGGAAGCAUUCUGAUUUACUCAGGCAUCGCAAUGAAUGCCGUUCUCUGUGCUCUGACCCUUCAGCCGGUUCUGUGGCACGUGAAGAAGCCAGCGAAGCCCCCGGUUUUGGUUGUCGAAGGAAUCGCCGAGACGGAGAAACUGCAACCGGAGCUUAUGGAGGCCAAUGGAAAUCUUCUGACGCCGACUAAUGAUCCCUGGAAGGAUUACGAGUGCAAGUACUGCCAGUGCCAGAAGCGCAGCAAGCGAGGAAUCUUCUCGUCGCAAUAUCUCUUUAACGUGGACGAUCCGGAGCGACCGGGUUACGAGAUUACCGAACCGGGAACUCCCAUGUUGGCUCGUGCCAACGAUGGCUGGUUUGGAUCCAAGAUCUCGUUGACUUCGGAGGGCGCUGGAGGGGCUCGCUAUCGCACUCGCCAGGCGUUGAUGCGUCAGGUUUCGUCUAGGAGCCGCGAAAAUCUCGAUCGCGUGGAACAGAGCAGGGAGGAUCAUUACGGCGGUGCAACGGACACAGCCUCACCGCUCUACAAACCGAACUACUUCAAUCGGGAACGCGAGGACAUGGAUCGCUAUGCCAGCAAGACGAGCGUCUAUUCGCGUCCUGGUGUGGAGGAACUGCAGCGAUGCACCUGUGCCGAGGAUAAGGCUCUGCUGCAGAAGACCGCCGAGUCGCUGCAGGUGGAUCUGAUGAACCAGGAGGCCGCCGAGAUUGCCGAGGAGGAGGCCAAGCAGCGCAUGACAUUCUGCCAGAAGGUCAGCAAGUUCUUCGAUUUGGAUCUGUUGCGCGAUUUCACCUUUGUGAAUUUGGCCGUUGGCAUGAGCAUCAUGAUGUUCGGCGAGAUGAACUUCUCGGUCCUGACCCCGUUCAUUUUAAAUAGCUUCGGCUAUAAGGAUACGCAGAUCUCCCUGGUGAUGUCACUGCUGGCCUGCAUGGAUAUAUCAGUCCGAUUCCUUGCUCCGCUUGCCUUGGAAAAGGUUAAGCUGGAUAAUCGAGUCCUUUUCGCCUUCGGAAUCCUUUGCAUUGCCGUGGGUCGUGUGGUGGUGGCCUUCACAAAGUCGUACGAGGUCAUGAUCGGCGUCUUCCUGCUGAUUGGUUUCGGCAAGGGCUUCCGCACCAUCUUCUCCCCCCUCAUCAUUCCCAGCUAUGUCCCGCUGAAUCGAUUGCCAGCCGCCUCCGGACUGCAGCUCAUCUUCAACACGUUAUUCUCCAUCGCCAUGGGCCCCAUUCUAGGUAUCCUAACUGAGGCCUUUGGUUAUGCGGCCACCAUCCAUACCAUCAACGCACUUACCGGCUUGGCCCUAAUCCUUUGGCUAACGGAAUCGGUGGUUCGCCGGCUUUUGGGAAGACCAUCGAUGGGUUUGGGCCAAUAGAAGUGGCAUUGGGGCAAAUCCGAUUUGGAAACGCGGCGAGAGGGCGCUGAAUGCCUUCGUCGGAACUGAACUACUUGCAUGUCCAUCCCAGUGUGCGAGAUCGUAGCUUAAUUGGAGCUGUAGACAUACGUAAUGCCUAGUCCAUACUUUCCGAUCGAUUUGUGUGUGUAUAGUAUUACUUGAGCAUGCGGCGCCGCUGUUGCCCGUACUUAAAGAUACCUAAGAACCAUAGCUCUUAACUAGCUCAUAAUCCACCCAUCGCCACCUUAAUUUACGGUCAAUUUUUUUUCUAGACUUUGAUACUCUUACUAUACUUAAUGUGUGUACUUAGUGAUAUGUUAUAAGUGUAAUAUUGUUCCGCAGUUGAUUAAUAUAUAUAUUAGUUAGAAAAUAUAAUGUCUUUGCUCAGCGGUGUCAACAAGUUAAUAUAUAGUACACUUAUUGUAAAGUGACAAUUUAAAAAAAUACUUUGUUUGGAACACAUGACUUGAUUA